CUCCCAGCACCCACAUCUCAUGUCCCAGACCUCCCAUACGCCUAUGGCAACAUGACCGUACCAGCCUCCAAGCCGCUGACCCUCUCGGGCCUGCUCAGUGAGCCCCUCCCAGACCCCUUGGCCCUCCUGGACAUUGGGCUGUCAGCGGGGCCAUCCAAGCCCCAGGAAGACCCAGAAUCCGACUCAGGAUUAUCCCUCAACUACAGUGACGCUGAAUCUCUUGAGCUGGAGGGGACGGAGGCUGGUCGGCGUCGCAGCGAGUACGUAGAGAUGUACCCAGUGGAGUACCCCUACUCACUAAUGCCCAACUCCUUGGCCCACCCCAACUAUGCCUUGCCACCUGCCGAGACCCCCUUAGCCUUAGAGCCCUCCUCGGGCCCCGUGCGGGCCAAGCCCACUGCACGGGGGGAGGCGGGGAGUCGGGAUGAGCGUCGAGCCCUGGCCAUGAAGAUCCCCUUCCCUACGGACAAGAUCGUCAACUUGCCAGUAGAUGACUUCAACGAGCUGUUGGCACGGUACCCGCUGACGGAGAGCCAGCUGGCACUAGUCCGGGACAUCCGAAGGCGGGGCAAGAACAAGGUGGCCGCCCAGAACUGUCGCAAAAGAAAGCUGGAGACCAUCGUGCAGCUGGAGCGGGAACUGGAGCGGCUGGGCAGUGAGCGGGAGCGCCUCCUCCGGGCCCGAGGCGAGGCCGACCGGACCCUGGAGGUCAUGCGCCAACAGCUGACGGAGCUGUAUCGUGACAUUUUCCAGCACCUGCGGGAUGAGGCAGGCAACAGCUACUCCCCUGAAGAGUAUGCAUUGCACCAGGCUGCUGAUGGCGCCAUCUUCCUGGUGCCCCGGGGGACCAAGAUGGAGGCCACAGACUGAGCUGGCCGGAGGGUUGGGGCUGGUGAUGGAGGUUUCCUUCAUUCUCUUCUGAUAAAGGUGCUCCCCAACCGUGAGGCCCAGAAGGAGCUGAGUUCUGUAGACCAGGAGGGACCACAGUGGGAAACCUGGCAUUUGGAAGGUCCAAGGUGUGUUCAGUGAGGCUUGCCCGGAGGCGAGGACGUGAGGGGAGGGCUGGAAUCUCUCUUCCGUGAUUCCGUUUCCCAGGUCUCCAAUCUCU
Messenger RNA from Lagenorhynchus albirostris (white-beaked dolphin), 1108 nucleotides. It is a transcript of the gene NFE2, whose product is annotated as nuclear factor, erythroid 2. The transcript has a single exon. Bases 52 to 870 code for a protein of 272 amino acids. Gene Ontology annotation, molecular function: DNA-binding transcription factor activity, RNA polymerase II-specific; RNA polymerase II cis-regulatory region sequence-specific DNA binding. The record is from RefSeq and is a predicted model, not a curated record. Lineage: Eukaryota; Metazoa; Chordata; Mammalia; Artiodactyla; Delphinidae. Gene Ontology annotation, biological process: regulation of transcription by RNA polymerase II. Gene Ontology annotation, cellular component: nucleus.